CCUCUUCUUUCCACGAAUCGGCUCCUCGCAUAAGAUUUCCAAGUCUACCCUCACGUCACCUCCAGCGUCACCCGAUCCCUCCUCAAACAGACCCGCGCUCUGGCUCCGACCCGGUCGCUGCCGCUGCGUGUGUGGGUUUCGGGGGUGCGGUAAAGGGGAACCGCCGCGUGGGCGUGGCCUGCCGCGUGGGCGUGGCCCGCCGCGCCGCGCCGCGCCGCACGCUGCUGUGCGCAAAUGUGGCAUAUAAGCGCAAAAUGGGCAGAGCGCAGUCCGAGCUCUGCGCAGUGAGAAGGCAGGAAUUCAGCAGGUACCUACAAAGACUUCCUCAACCUCGUGUCGCUCAGCGUGCGCGUGCUGAGGACGAACCCACUGCCUCUAUGUGUGAUGGGCGGAACUACAGCUGGUCCGCACGGCGAAGCGCUCGCUCUGCACUAGUCUGAGCGCCGAGGCCCGAGGAAACCGCGCCUGGAGCACGUUCUGCCGCGUCUCCUGAUUCACAGAACCCACUCCUCCCUGCGGUUCCGGCGUCAUGGCGAGGUCCGCUCCGCUCCUGCUCCUGUGCUUGACCCACAGCGCCCUGGUCCUCAGCAACUCCACGCGCCUCCACUCCAAGUGCAGGGAGGAGGGCGAGGGCUGCUGGAGGUCCAGGUCCAGAGGGAGGAGGGCCAUCAGUGAGGGCGACAUGCGCCUCAUCCUGGACCUGCACAACAAGCUGCGCGGCCAGGUCCACCCGCCUGCCGCCAACAUGGAGUACAUGGUGUGGGAUCAGGACUUAGAGAGGAGCGCCGAGCACUGGGCUCACUCCUGCCGAUGGGAACAUGGACCCAGCCACAUGUUGACGCAGAUAGGACAGAACCUUGGAGCCCACUGGGGCAGGGACCGUCCUCCUUCCUACCACGUCCAGGCCUGGUAUGACGAGGUGCGCUACUACAGCUACCCCUAUUCCCAGGAGUGUAACCCACACUGCCCCUUCAGGUGUUCAGGACCCGUGUGCACUCACUACACUCAGCUGGUGUGGGCCACCAGCAGUCGUAUUGGCUGUGCCAUAAAUGUGUGUUACAACAUGAACGUUUGGGGAAUGAUUUGGGCCAAAGCUGUGUAUUUAGUCUGCAACUACUCUCCACCGGGCAACUGGUGGGGUCACGCCCCCUACAAGUAUGGCCGCCCCUGCUCCGCCUGCCCAGCCAGCUACGCCGGAGGCUGCAGGGACAACCUGUGCUACAGAGAAGGGGGCGUGGCUCCGCGUCCGGCUCCUGAGGCGCAGGAGAGCAACUACAUCGAGCCCGAAGCCGAAGCUGUGGCCCAGUCACCAGAGCCGGCGCCCACUGAAAGCCUGGAGAGAGCCCGGGUUGUCAGUGCAGAGCAGAUGUGCCAGCAGGUCGACUGUGACACUAAACUCAGAGAUCGAUGCAAGGGAACAACCUGUAACAGAUACGAGUGUCCACCUGGAUGUCUUGACAGACCUGGUAAAUUAGUCGGGACGGGAUAUUACGACAUGCAGUCCAGUGUGUGCACAGCUGGUCUACACUCUGGGGUUCUAGACAACGAUGGAGGAUGGCUGGACGUGACCCGACUGGGCCGAAAACAGCAGUUCACCAAAUCAUACAAGAAUGGGAUUCAGUCCAUUGGGAAAAACAGAAGUGCCAAUUCUUUUAAGGUCGAGUCCGUUCCUGUUAAGGCAGUGACAUGUGACACCACCGUGGCGCAGUUCUGCCCGUUCAAGAAGCCUGUGCGACACUGCCCCAGAUUGUAUUGUCCCAGGAACUGUUUGCAUGUGAGUGGAGCCCGAGUCAUAGGGACAAACUAUUACUCAGAUAAAUCCGGUAUCUGCCGAGCCGCGAUUCACGCUGGCGUGAUCCUGAACGAGUCCGGAGGCUACCUGGACGUAAUGCCGGUGGACAGAAGGAGGCAGUACACUGGGAGCCACCACAACAGCAUCACAUCAGAGAGUCUACUGAACCCAACGGGAGGAAAGGCCUUCAGAGUGUUCGCAGUCAUCUGAAAAACCGCCCUCGAAGGGCAGCGUCCCAUCCAACACGGCCACUUUCAUCCAGUGGACCCAUUCAUUAGGAUUUUAAGAACCAUCAUUACAUUCAUCCGCACAGUAAAUAAUUCAGCCAUUCAACCUCAGACACUAGAUGUGAAGCGGGACUUUUCUCAAGGUUUCCAAGUUAAGCUUGUUACUCAGCGCAUCACUGCACAAGAGAGGCUUAGCAACGAGUGGCUGUUGAAAAAUGGAUUCAGACAUGUUUUCACAGCUGACCACAAUUAUGACAUGCCUGCGUAUGUUGUAUGUCAUUAUAGCCUGGGGUACAGCUCUUAUUGGCAAAAUAUACUUACCUUUCUUUAACUUUUGUCUCCUAAACUUGAGUUUGUCGUACUCCAACCAACUGCAGUACCACUCUAGCUGUUUUUCAUAACUUCAUAUUAUUCUGGCAUUCUAGGUUCACCAGUGAAUGUGUAGACAAUAAGCUGAUGAUAUUGGGUGACGCUGCAAAGAUGCCGUUAUCCUUCCGUGCUGUCCGUGCAUGACACCUAUAAGGUUUUUAUUGGCAUCAGUUUGAAUUUGGGGAUAGUUUGCAUUUACCCUUUAAAAUAAAGUUAUACUCUACUGCACAGAUGAUCAUCACAUUGAACAUAAAGCGUUGAAGCCUGGACACCUUAUCGAAUAUGCAGAAUGUAUGGAAUUGACUGCAGUUGGCUGUUUUUUUACAUUCUUCUGUGGCACAUAUGCAGUUUCCAGUUGUGAUGGUGAGAAACCAGUGGCACAAGGUGAAUUUACAACUGAGACUAAAUCUUAUCAGCCACAGUCAUGAGCAAAGUACUGGACUCGUCUCUCUCUACACAGUAGGUACAGUAGGAAAGCACCAGAGGCCUCUCAGUAGCAUCAAACUGCAGCUCAUGUUACAGAAGCUAAACACGGACUCUGUGCUCGCUUUGAUACUUUACCUGCUGACAGUUAGUCAGGGGUUAUUGUGUGUUACCUUUCUGGUGGUUCCUAACCUGGUGGACACAUGUCCGUUGGGAACGUGUUGCCCAUUUGUCCGUGUUGUUGCCACUUUUAACCUUGAACUCACAUCACAGACGCCUGAACUUGAGAGGUAUUGAUUUUGAUCUCCUCAGGUUUUUCUUGUGUUGCUUAUGGGCGACUUUCCAUGAUCCCAACCACCCAAUACCAACAUCCCCUUUACCUAAAGCAGCCAAACUGUUUCACAGUAAUACUGUCCGGUCCAAUG
Molecule: messenger RNA, 3236 nt
Organism: Betta splendens (Siamese fighting fish)
Lineage: Eukaryota; Metazoa; Chordata; Actinopteri; Anabantiformes; Osphronemidae
Product: cysteine-rich secretory protein LCCL domain-containing 1-like
Exons: 15
Coding region: 530-2002 (490 amino acids)
Cellular component (GO): extracellular region
Source: RefSeq, a predicted model, not a curated record